GUCUCGACACCUCUGUUCAUUUCCUGGUUUGAAGCAACAGGGUGGUGCGGGCUAUUAACUGUGCCGCGCAAAGUGCGGGACUUGAACACCUACCUUCAGCUGCUGCCAAUCCAAGCAUGAGCGAGCAGCUGCCGGUCUGAAGAAGCGCGCGGCACGGGUGGCCGGGGACAAGUUUGUGAUCGCUCCAACUUUGUGCCUCACCUGCAGAGCCAACAUGUCGGAUUCUGCGUCCAGUUUCCUACACAUCGGAGACCUGGUGUCCCUGUACGCCGAGGGCACCGUCAAUGGCUUCAUCAGCACCCUGGGGUUGGUGGAUGAUCGCUGUGUGGUGGAACCAGCUGCUGGAGAUUUGGAGAACCCCCCCAAGAAGUUCAGAGACUGCCUGUUCAAGGUGUGUCCGAUGAGUCGCUACUCGGCACAGAAGCAGUUCUGGAAGGCCAAACAGGCCAAACAUGAGAAAGACAAGAUUGGUGACGUGGUUCUGCUGCAGAAACUUCAGCAUGCAUCCAACUUGGAGCAGAAGCAGAACGAGACAGAGAACAAGAAGGUUCAUGGAGAUGUGGUCAAGUACGGAACUGUCAUCCAGCUGCUGCACAUGAAGAGCAACAAGUACCUGACGGUAAACAAGCGUUUGCCGGCGCUUCUGGAGAAGAACGCCAUGCGCGUCACGCUGGAUGGGACCGGCAAUGAAGGAUCCUGGCUCUUUAUACAACCUUUCUGGAAGCUGCGUGCCAAUGGAGACAAUGUCGUGGUGGGAGACAAAGUGAUCUUGAACCCGGUCAACGCGGGCCAGCCACUUCACGCGUCAAACUACGAGCUGAGCGACCACACGGGCUGUAAGGAGGUCAACUCUGUCAACUGCAACACCAGCUGGAAGAUCAACUUAUUCAUGAUGUUCAGUGACCACAGGGACGAAGUGCUUAAAGGCGGCGAUGUGGUGCGUUUGUUUCACGCUGAGCAGGAAAAAUUUCUGACGUGCGACGAGUACAAGAGCAAACUUCACGUUUUCCUGCGCACGACGUUGAGACAGUCGGCCACAUCGGCUACCAGCUCCAACGCUCUGUGGGAAGUUGAGGUUGUCCAUCAUGACCCAUGCCGUGGAGGGGCGGGACACUGGAACAGCUUGUACCGCUUCAAGCACCUUGCCACUGGAAAUUAUCUGGCAGCGGAGGAGAAUCCCGGUUACCGAGGCGACAGUGCAGAGAUUUCCUCCUUGAUGGAAGGCAGUCGCAGCAGCAAGCGUUCGCAUGGUGAAAGGAUCAAGUACAAGCUGGUGGCCAUGGCGCAUGGCAACGACAUUGCCUCGCUCUUCGAGUUGGACCCCACCACGCUACAGAAGACUGAUUCCUUCGUUCCGCGGAAUUCGUUUGUCCGCUUGAGGCACCUCUGCACCAACACAUGGAUCCAAAGCACCAACGUCCCCAUCGAUGUUGAUGAGGAGAGACCCAUCAGACUCAUGUUAGGAACAUGUCCCACCAAAGAGGACAAGGAAGCCUUCGCCAUCGUCUCGGUUCCCGUGAUGGAGAUUCGGGAUCUAGACUUUGCCAACGAUGCAAGCGCCAUGUUGAGCACGGUGGUAGAUCAGUUCAGUCGGGGUUUCAUCAGCCAGAACGACCGCCGCUUUGCCAUCAAGCUGCUAGAGGACGUAGUCUUCUUCGUGGCAGACACCGUCAACAGCGGGCAGCCAGUGUUGGACGUCACCAUGACCAAAGCCAACCGUGAGAGGCAGAAGCUGAUGAGGGAGCAGAACAUCCUCAAGCAGAUCUUUGGUAUCCUCAAGGUUCCUUUCAAGGACCGCAGUGGAGCGGAGGGGCCUCUGCUACGUCUGGAGGAGCUGGCUGACCAGAAGAACUCUCCCUACCAGUACAUGUUCCGACUCUGCUACCGCGUCCUGCGACAUUCCCAGGAGGACUACCGCAAGAACCAGGAGCACAUCGCCAAGCAGUUCGGCCUGAUGCAGGGUCAGAUCGGCUACGACAUUCUUGCAGAGGACACCAUCACCGCACUACUGCACAACAACCGCAAGCUGCUGGAGAAGCACAUCACCAAGACUGAGGUGGAGACUUUCGUCAGCCUAGUUCGCAAGAACCGCGAGCCCCGGUUUCUGGACUACCUGUCGGACUUGUGUGUAUCCAACAACGUGGCCAUCCCCGUCACUCAGGAACUCAUCUGCAAGUGUGUGCUUGAUCCCAAAAACCAGGACAUCCUUAUCAAGACUGAUCGGCGGGUGCCUAAAGAGGCGGCCCCUGGUGAAAUCCCCACACAGUAUAUGGGAAUGGACGACUAUGCAGAUGAAGACGAGGUAUGGCUGGUGUGGGCCGACAAAACCAAAGAGAAGCAGGAGAAGAGCAUAAGGCAGCUCGCUCAGGAGGCCCGACAAGGCAACGCCCAUGACGAAAACGUUCUUACCUACUACAGGUAUCAACUGAAGCUUUUCGCCAGAAUGUGUUUGGACCGCCAAUAUCUGGCCAUUGAUGAGAUCUCCAAGCAGCUGGAUGUGGAGCUCAUCUUCCUGUGCAUGAUGGAUGAGACACUUCCCUUCGACCUGCGUGCGUCCUUCUGUCGCCUGAUGCUGCAUGCCCACGUGGAUCGAGACCCGCAGGAACUGGUCACGCCUGUCAAGUUUGCCCGACUCUGGACUGAGAUCCCCACCUCCAUCACUAUCAAGGAUUACGACUCCAAUAUGGAUGACAGCAGAGACAACAAGAAGAACCGCUUUGCUAACACCAUGGUCUUCAUGGAGGAGUAUCUCAACAACGUUUUGAAUGAGGAGCUGCCAUUUCACAAUGAGGAGAAGAACAAGCUGACCUACGAGGUGGUGAGUUUGGCCCGACAUCUCAUCUACUUCGGCUUCUAUAGCUUCUUUGAGCUGCUGCGACUCACCAGAACGCUGCUGGGCAUCAUUGACUGUGGGCCCAACCCUUCACAUGGCUCUGCACUGUUCCAUGAUGACGGAACAGGGAAAAACGUGAAACGCUCCAUUCAUGGCAUGGGCCAGAUGAUGACAACCAUGGUCCUCAAUAGGAAGCAGUCCUUAUUUGGUGGGGUGGGGGGCCGAGGGCCAGGGCUUGUGCUUGAUGGACAAAGAGUGGCUAAAAACAGCAUCGACAAGAUGGGCCUGACAGUAAUGGACACAAAGCUGAAGAUUCUGGAAAUCCUGCAGUUCAUCCUGAAUGUGCGUCUGGACUACCGUCUGUCCUUCCUGCUGUCCGUCUUCAAGAAGGAAUUUGUGGAUGUCUACCCGCUGGCCGAUGCUGAUGCCACCACCAGUUUGGAGCACGCAGCCACCAUCAACCUACAGCACAUUGGAGAGCAGGCAGAGGCCAUGUUUGGAGUCGGGAAGGGGAACAGCAUUUUGGAGGUGGAUGACGAAGGCGGCCGCAUGUUCCUGCGCGUCCUGAUCCACCUCACCAUGCACGAGUAUCCGCCGCUGGUGUCCGGAGCUUUGCAGCUGCUCUUCAGACAUUUCAGCCAGAGGCAGGAAGUGCUGCACACCUUCAAGCAGGUCCAGCUACUCAUCUCGGCUCAGGAUGUGGAGAAUUACAAGCUGAUCAAAUUGGAUCUGGACUGUCUGAGGACGUUGGUGGAGAAGUCUGAGCUGUGGGUGGAGAAGAAGACGUCCGGAGGUGGAGAUGGAAAGAAGGAAAAGAAAGAUAAGAAAGAGAAAGUGGAGGGGGCAGCGGAGGAUGCCACACCCAAGAAGGACAAAGGGGAGAAGAACGAGAACUAUCAGAACGAGAACUAUCAGAACGUCAAAGAGGUCAGAAAGCUUCUCCGCGUUGUGAUGUGUCAAUCACUCAGUGUGGACGGGGUUUUUGUGUUCAGUGUGUUUUGCUGGCAAUAUGCUUGUUUUUAUUGUUGUGUCCUAACGCUGCGACUAUUGAGGGUCUGUUUGAAACCUUUCUUCUGCUUCAAAACUCUCAAAUCACGUUUCCACUACAAAAUACCAGCUCCACGCAGCUGUACUUUCCUUAACGAUGUGAAGAUGCAAGAGAUUAUCAGAUAUACUCACCUGUUCUUGCAAAAAUUCUGCAUGGGCAACCAGGAGAACCAAGCUCUGUUGCACAAGAACCUCAGUCUCUUCCUGAAUCCAGGGCUGCUAGAUGCAGAGACUGUGCAGCACAUCUUCAGCAACAAUUACCAGUUAUGCACGGAGAUCUCGGAGAGUGUGCUGCAGCACUUCAUCCACUGCUUGGCCACGCACGGACGUCACGUGCACUACCUCAACUUCCUGCACACCAUCAUCAAAGCUGAGGGCAAGUAUGUCAAGAAGUGCCAGGAUAUGAUCAUGACAGAGCUGACCAAUGCUGGCGAGGACGUAGUUGUCUUCUACAAUGACAAGGCCUCCUUCAACGUUAUGCUGGAGCUGAUGGCUGAAAGCAGGGAGGGCAUUGGUGAAAACAGCCCGCUCAGGUACCACAUCUCGCUGGUGGAGCUGCUGUCAGCAUGUGCUGAGGGCAAGAAUGUCUACACGGAGAUCAAGUGCACGUCACUGCUGCCACUGGAGGAUGUUGUCCGCGUAGUGACGCAUGAGGACUGCAUCACAGAGGUGAAAGUCGCUUACGUCAACUUCGUCAAUCACUGCUACGUGGACACGGAGGUGGAGAUGAAGGAGAUCUACACGUCCAACCACAUCUGGAAGCUCUUUGAGGACUUUACAGUGGACAUGGCCCGAGUGUGCAACAAGCGGGACAAGCGACUUUCCGAUCCCGUCUUGGAGAAGUACAUCAUCAACGUUGUCUUUGACACCAUCAAUGCCUUUUUCAGCUCGCCCUUCUCCGAGAACAGCACCUCGCUGCAGAGUCAUCACACGAUCGUCACACAGCUGCUGCAGUCAUCCGUGCGCCUGCUGGAUUGUCCCUGGUUGCAGCAGCAGCAUCGAAGCCAGGUGGAGACCUGCAUCAAGACCCUUGCAGUCACAGCCAAGAGUCGCUCCAUCGCUCUCCCUCUGGACCUCGAGGCUCAGAUUAGCGCCAUGUUGUCCACCAGCGCUCUUAACUCACUGUCGCGCUCCAACACCAGCUACAAGUCGGCAUCGCGCUCAACGCGGCCGGUUGCCCCCAGCAACCCCUGGGACUACAAGAAUAUCAUCGAAAAACUGCAGGAUGUCAUCAAUACGCUGGAGGAGCGCCUCAAACCACUCGUCAAUGCCGAGCUCUCUGUCCUGGUCGACGUUCUCCACCAGCCAGAGCUUCUCUUUCUGGAGGGAACGGACGCACGCCAGCGCUGCGAGUCAGGCGGAUUCAUCUCCAAGCUGAUUCAGCACACAAAGGCUCUGAUGUCCACAGAGGAGAAGUUGUGUAUCAAAGUUCUAAGGACACUCCAGGAGAUGUUGAUCAGAACACUGGACUUUGAUGAAAAGGGAAUUUCAUUGCGGAAAGUUCUGUUGCAGAACUACUUGUUUCCAAACAAGAAGAACAACCCGAAGAAUGACCUGGCAGAACUUGGAGUGUCAGGCGGUGAGCCAGAGCGUGACUGGGCGGCGGUGGCGGCGGUUCAGUGUCGUCUGGACCGAGAAGGCGGGAGCAAACUUUUUACGGACCUAGUGAUGAGCACCAAGAACGACAAGAUCUUCCAGGAGAGCAUCCAGAUGGCCAUUUGUCUGCUGGAGGGAGGCAACACGGAGAUACAGAACUCAUUCUACAAGCUGAUGAUGGGGGACAACAAGUCGGAGAAGUUCUUCAAAGUUCUCCAUGACAGGAUGAAAGAGGCACAGAUGGACAUCAAAGCCACCGUGUCGGUUAAUGUUGGCGAGAUGUCGCACAAAGCCAAUGAGAAGGAGCUGAACAACGGUUCCUCUUCACCGCUUGGACUUCCUGCCACAGACGGACAUUCCUUAUUCGUCCAGGCCCAAGGAGGGGGCCCCUCCUCCAUACAGUCGAUAGCGGAGCAGAAGGAGGUUGAGACUGAGAUGGGCCCGGCCGUCCUGAUCAUGAAGCCCAUCUUGAGGUUCCUUCAGCUUCUGUGCGAGAACCACAACCAGGAUCUGCAAAACUUCCUGCGCUGCCAGAAUAACAAGACCAACUACAACUUAGUAUGCGAGACGCUCCAGUUCUUGGACAUCAUGUGUGGUAGCACCACGGGCGGUCUGGGCCUGCUGGGCCUCUACAUCAAUGAGUCAAACGUCCACCUCAUUACGCAGACCCUGGAGACCCUCACGGAGUACUGUCAGGGACCGUGUCAGGAGAACCAGACAUGCAUUGUGACGCACGAAUGCAACGGCAUCGACAUCAUCACGGCCCUCAUACUCAACGACAUCAGCCCCCUCUGCCGUUACCAGAUGGAGAUGGUGCUGCAGCUCAAGGAUAAUGCCUCCAAGCUGCUGCUGGCGCUAAUGGAAAGUCGUCAUGACAGUGAGAACGCAGAGAGGAUCCUAUUCAACCUCCGCCCCCGAGAACUGGUGGAUGUGAUCAAAAAGGCCUACCAUCAGGAGAGUGAGUGUGACGGUGGGGAGGUGUCACCCCGUGAGGUGGGACACAAUAUCUAUAUCUUGGCCCAGCAGCUGGCCCGACACAACAAGGUGUUGCAGAACCUUCUGAAACCUCCAAAGAAGACCAAAGAGGGCGAGGAAGGGAUCUCCUCCAUGUUAAACUUGAACAAUCGUCCGCUGUCGCAAAUGUUGAAGUCGUCAAUACCGACAGCCAUUGUGGAGCAAGACCCGCUGGAGUACUAUGACCUUCACACUUCUCAAAUAGAGAUUGUACGUGAUGAUCGCAGCAUGGAGCAGAUCGUGUUUCCCGUCCAUCCCAUCUGUGAGUUCCUAACAGAGGAGUCCAAGGUGCGUGUCUUCAACACAACAGAGCAGGAUGAGCAAGGCUCCAAGGUGACGCACUUCUUCGAGCAGACAUCCUUCCUGCACGGAGAGAUGGAGUGGCAAAAGAAGCUGCGAAGCAUGCCAGUGCUGUACUGGUUCUCCAGGAGGAUGACAUUGUGGGGGACCAUCUCCUUCAACCUGGCUGUCUUCAUCAACCUCAUAAUCGCCUUCUUCUACCCGUACAACUCAGGACAAGUGGGAGCCAUCGAUGACUCUCUGCUACUGAUGUUGUUUUGGGUUCUGAUCGGGCUCUCCGUGCUGGCCUUGCUCUCCCAGCGCUACGGCCUCCAGCCGCUGACUUUGGCGCUAAUCUUAAGGUCCAUCUACCACCUGGGUAUCGGGAACACGCUCAUCCUUCUGGGCACGCUCAAUCUGAUCAACAAGGUGGUGUUUGUGGUGAGCUUUGUGGGCAACAACGGGACGUUCAUCAUGGGUUACAAGGCCAUGGUGAUGGAUGUGGAGUUCCUGUACCAUCUGGCCUACGUGCUCACCUCCACACUGGGCCUCUUUGUGCACGAACUGUUCUACAGCAUCCUGCUCUUUGAUCUGAUUUACCGUGAGGAGACACUGUUCAAUGUGAUCAAAAGUGUGACACGCAAUGGACGCUCAAUACUGUUGACUGCACUGCUCGCCCUCAUCCUUGUCUACCUCUUCUCCAUCGUGGGCUUCCUGUGCCUCAAGGACGACUUCAUCAUGGAGGUUGACCCACUGCCUCAGAUUGCCCCAGUUCCUCAGCAGAGCGACACCACGCAGGACUUCCUCAAGUCAUGUUCCACAGAUGGAAUCCACUGUAUGGUAGCGGGCGAUGUUGAGACUAAGAGCGAGUACAGUGAUGAGUCGAGCAGUGAGCGCGCCUGUGACACGCUGCUGAUGUGCAUCGUAACUGUUCUGAAUCAUGGCCUGAGAAACGGUGGCGGCGUGGGUGAUGUCCUACGCCAGCCCUCCAAGAACGAGCCCCUGUUUCCUGCCCGCGUGGUUUAUGACUUGUUGUUCUACUUCAUUGUCAUCAUCAUUGUCCUCAACCUCAUCUUCGGUGUCAUCAUCGACACCUUUGCUGACCUGAGGAGUGAGAAGCAGAAGAAGGAGGAGAUCCUGAAGACCACCUGUUUCAUCUGCUGUCUGGAGCGAGACAAGUUUGACAACAAGACGGUGUCGUUCGAGGAACACAUCAAGCUGGAGCACAACAUCUGGAACUACUUGUACUUUAUUGUUCUGGUGCGCGAGAAGAACAAGACCGACUACACGGGGCCUGAGAGCUACGUGGCCAUGAUGAUCAAGAACAACAACCUGGACUGGUUCCCCCGCAUGCAAGCCAUGUCGCUUGUGGUCACGGACAGUGACGGCGAGCAGAACGAGAUGAGGAUGCUGCAGGACAAGCUUGACUCCACCAUGAAAGUGGUGCUGACGCUCACCACACAGCUUACAGAGCUCAAAGAGCAGAUGACAGAGCAAAGGAAGAGGAGGCAGAGGAUGGGUUUUGUGGACGUCCAGCAGGGUGGCAGUUCUUCAUUUCCUCCCAGCGCUGCCGGAGGGAACCACCAGCAGAUAUGAAAAAAAAAUACAUAAAUAAGAAUCAACAAACAAAAAUAAAAUUAACAUGAAUAAGUCAAGGUAAACACUGACAAAGAAAGCAGCAGAAGACAAGACUACUAAAACUCCUGAAUACUGAAAUAUUUUUAAGUAUAUUUUCUUUCGUAUCUUAAUAUUUGUGCUUUUAACACUCAUUAACUACACUGAGAUGCUUUUAUCCUCAUUUAUGACCUUGUCAUUGAUGUCAAUGAUAUGCAAUAAAUAUUAGAAAUCCAUCCAUUUUCCGUACCGCUUCUCCUCACGAGGGUCGCGGGCGUGCUGGACUGGGAAGAGUUGCGGGAGAUGCGCUUUCUGGUGUAGUUGGGAUUGUACUGAGUGUAUGGCUCACCGUAGCAGGUCAAAUUUGUGAUGUAGGUGUGAAGUGAGGAUGUACGGCGAGCAAAUGCAUAAAGCUGGGAUUCCUGUUUAUGUAAAUUUAAACACAAAAAUGCACCAAUCUCUACUUUAGUAGAUCGCACGUUGGACUUACAUUCCGUGGAACGCAAUUUAGGCAGGCUGGUCACUCUCCCGGAUGCUUGGCCGGUCUGGUCGAGGAUUGGUGGUUUUGAUGGGAAAAGGAGGAAGGAAAAAAAAGAAAGAACGACAAAAAGUUUCAAGUGCAGGGCAGCCGAAGCUCGUGAGUGGUGCUGGUCGCCAGGCGUUCAGAGCAGACCUUCGCCGCCCAUUCCUUCCCAACUGAGCUUUUUCCGUAAGCUGCCCAAGCACCCGCAAGGGGAGCCUGGGGCCCUGGCAGGGUGCCCUUCGGCGCUGAAAGGUCAGGUGCGUCCUCGCCACCUCAUGGUGAGAGGUGGGGCUUCCUGGCUGAGCCAGGUUCUUCGGCAAGGUGAACGAGCGAGCGAGAGGACAAAGGAGCUUCGGCCUUUUAUGAACAGACACGGAGACCAAAAGGGAGAUAGAGCGUGCCUCUUAGUACUACUUUUUUCACAACUAGGAUUAUUUGUGGUUUUACUCGGAUGGGAAUAAAAGAUUAAUUAUUGGAUCUAAAAUAAGGAAACCGGUUUCCAGCUUUGCAUUGUUACGCACACCUUGUUUAAUCCAUGUAAUGAGUGUUUCAAUUUUAUGUCGGUGCUGAGAGCAUUUAGUAUUUGCAAUGUGGCAUUUGUGUUGUGUGUGGUGAAAGAGAGAGUAGUGGUAGACACUGAGGGGCAUUCAUGCAAGGUUCUUAAAACAUUAAAGCAGAAAUAUUCGGUGAGAACAUGUUGCAGUAUCUCUCAAUCAUAGAGUGCAGUAACUCCCCACUGCCUGCGGGUGUCGCUUGUGAUCCACCAAUUGUCCCAGACCAGAAAAGCCAAAUGGUCUUUUGUUAAUCAUGUGGAACCACUUCGCACAGCCGGUUGUUCAUCGUCUUGGUUCUCAUUCAGUGUGCAGGGAAAGGUCUUUGCUGGUGAGGCCCUUCAGACUGGCUGGGGGGUGAGUGUUAAUUAACUUGGCGUCCGAGUGAGAAACCAGUUCUCCUGUGUCUCUCGUUUGAUAAGAUUCUUCUGACUGGCUGGUAAUUCAUUUAGCGUCCGGGUGAGAUAAAUUAGGCAUCCUUGUGGCUGUCUGUUUCAGCGGGAUGACUGAGGUGGGUAUACAGGGCUGUCAGAGAUUUGGGGUUCCUGGGUGACAUUUGUUCCGGCAAGGCAUACUCGCCAAACCAUAAAAGUAAUUAACAGAAUCGGUGACAAAGGGCAGCCUUGGCAGAGUCCAACGCUCACCGGAAACGCAUCCGACUCACUGCCGGUACUGCAAACCAAACUCUGACACUGGUUGUACAGGAACCGAACAGCCCGUAUCAGGGGGUUCGGUACCCCAUACUGCCGAAUCACACCCCCACACCUUAGGGCCACAGCUCCGGUCGGCCGCCUCACCAAUGGAGGUGCAGAACAGGGUCCACUCAAGGUCCCCCGCCUCUCCCGGGACAUGAGCAAAGUUCUGUAGGAGGUGGGAGUUGAAACUCCUUCUGACAAGGGAUUCUGCUAGAUGUUCCCAGCAGACUCUCAAAAUAUGUUUGGGCCUGCCAGGUCGGACCGGCAUCUUCCCCCACCAUCGGCACCAACUCACCACCAGGUGGUAAGCAGUUGAUGGCUCCGUCCCUCUCUUUACCUGAGUGUCCAAGACAUGCGGCCGCAAAUCCAAUGACACAACCACAAAGUCGAUCAUCGAACUGUGACCAGGGGUGUCCUGGUGCCAAGUGCACAUACGGACACUCUUAUGCUUGAACAUGGUGUUCAUUAUGGACAAUCCGUGAUUAGCACAGAAGUCCAGUAAGUAUAAGUAUACCCACACCUUCUCGGUGGCGCCGCUCAACGUGGGCAACUCCAGAGUGGAAGAGAGUCCAACCCCUCUCAAGACGACUGGUAGCAGAGCCCAAGCCAUGUGGGGAGGAGACUAGAUGUAGUCGGAACGGGCUAUCCCCUUAAAAUACUGGCAUUCCAUUUUCCCAUUGCUGCCACCCAUUCAGUCCACACUAGUAGACAGCGGGAGCUUUCACCCUACAAGUUCAAAAACAUGAGGCAAAAUGUGUUGCUUGAAUGGUCUUUUUUUUCAUGAGUAAUUAAAACAAAAACAGGAGUUUUGUCCUUAAUGUGCAAACAAAAACACAACACAGUAUGACAGCAACGAUGGUUAAAGGCCAUUGAUAACAUUGCAUUCCUCGACUACUCGACAACUGUAUUCACAAAAUAUUUUUUUAUCUAUUCUUAUUUUUCAAAACUAAAUUUCAAAUCAUGACAGUUUGAUCCUUCAGAGUUUUAACUAAAACAUUUGACAGAAAUAAUAAUUUUCCUAGUCAUCAAUUUUUACAAUUAUGUACUGUAUUUCAAAAGAACCACCAAAAAAAACACAUUCACUCCCAUGUACGCAGUGUCCCUGAACACACCUCCCAUUCUCACGCAACUGUGCCACAAGGUUAUAAGCUUAGAAUAUAUGAAAUAAUGCAAAACAAAUCAAAUACAAUAGUGUUGUGUUGAACAGUACUAUUUAAUCUGCCAGAAGACUGAAACAAGUUCAUUCUUAUUUUUAUUCUCUGCUUGAGACGGUUUCAAAGUUGGGAACCAUUUUGCAUUAAAAGCAGAGUCCGCCCAUGAUUAGGAUGCUCCCGCAUACUGAAGACACUUAGAGAAGAAAUCCGAGACGGGGGCAUGAUCUCUUUCUCCUGUGAUUCAGAGGUAUAAAGGUAGACCCUUUCCUUUGUCUGCGCUCUCUUGCUUCCUGGCUCUGCUCUCACCUGCCUGACCCCUCUUGGCUCCGGCCGUCCCUUCCCCCUUCUUUUUCUCUCCACUCGGUGCGGUCUUCCCAGCCUUUCCUGGCUUGCCAGGUGACUGAGAAAAACCUCUACUAAACCCGCAAGUUACGCUCUCAACCAAGCGUAACAGCUUGACCCCGCCAGCAAGCCUAACGGCAAGAAAGUUGAGAGCACAACUCUCCGCAUCCACGUGACCACCAGUUUUCAUUUGUGGGCCCUUCCCACCGUCUUCAUCUUUUUUCCCGAGUCUUCAACUGUCUGGUUUACGCCUGACACGACCAAGAAAGAACACCUGUGAGUAAACAUUGCAGCAACUACCAGAAUAAUCACAAAUUGGUGCAUAGUAGCUGGGGUUCGUUUAACAACCUUACGAGUCCCAACUUUAUUCUCUCUCAACACGCACACUUAUCUCGCGAGUUCAGCUAUUCACUCUAUAUUCUGCUGUGUUAUGUAUUCUUGUCUUUUAUUAUGUAGUUAACUUAUGUUUUUGUCCCCAUUUUCCCUAUAGUUUCACAAUAAUUGUUCCACAUAUCUAGCAUUCUAUUGUGUACUGUGUUUGAGUCAAAGAUAUUGACCUGCAACCAAGAACUAAUUUUACAUAACUGUGGCAACCCUUUUAGAAAGAGAUUGAUCCACGAGGUUUUUCGUCAUUUUGCCCUGCUGUUAGCUAAUCAACGACAUGGUGCCCCAUUUAGAUGCUAACUAAACAUCCUUGGUUACCACUUCAUCCCGUUUCAAUUGAAACGCACCCUGGGGAGCGAAGGAGCAGGCAAACAUUAUCCUCCGACCCCUUAACAAAUUAGUUACCUUUUUUUUUUUUUUUAACACCAAUAUACGCAACAGAUUGGUGCCCCAUGUGAGGCUAUUACAAGUCAUACUUUGACUCAGACACACAGAAUUCAGAAUAUUUUCAAUCAACUUUAUGCAGCAUGUUCGCCAUCGUGGUGCGGUGCAGUUCCGUCCCGGUAGCUUGUGUAUGAGCGUCUGGCGUUACCAUAGCAAUGCUAUACGUGACCGAGCCAACGAAACACACAGAGCCCAUUGUUUAGAGCGCAGUGAAUUUUAAAUAAGAGCAGUAAUGAGACAUAUAUCAAAUUUCCCAGUUUAACUUGAGUGAAUUUGCUGAAUUGCGGAGUGUUAUUCGGACUGUGGAAGUGAGUGAAUAACCGGUGUACUCUGUAUUGCAUGUAUUUGAUGGUGGUAGGAUUUCCUACACAGAUUAUUGCUUAAAAGGCCUUCGAGGUUUUCACUGAUGUGCCACAAAUUCUGGGCGAUCAGAAAAAAAAUCCUCAAUCCCCACGUCACUGAUCAGAUUAGCUACCUAAAUCAGUAAAAAAACGAUUGCAGCUAGAGAAUAAAUGUUGCCCCCGCCGCGUAGCAAACAGUUCGGGUAGUUAGUAUGCACAAAAUGUGUUACAAACCGAACACCCUUGUUGACUGUAUUAAGCCGGGCUUCAAGUGCUGAGCUAAAGUGUUAGCUCUUUGCGUGUGAACACGCGCGGCCCCCGUAGGUCGCCAUUCUUCUCUGUGGGUGUAAACCUUUAUGUAUGGUUGUUUUUUUCCGAUUGCUGUUUACACAUUUUAAAGCUUUCUGUUUUUCACUCGUUUUGCGGGAACGUCACCGCUGCAGUUGUACGGUUGAAGUUUUGUGCCUCUGAUUUUCAGUCCGUUUAAGAAUUAUAACAGCCGCAAACAGCAACUCCUGCGAUGCACAUUAUAUUAUUAAGCCAGCGGCACAAACCUUCGGUCACUUACAGCUCCUACACAUACCUAACUUUGCUUUGAAUACUUUAAUAAUUCAACACAAUUAAUUAAGUGACUCACUCAUGAUUGGGGUUUAUUAAUUAAUUGCUGUUUCCGGCCAUUAAUUUUCUUCACUUUUAUAUUUUAAAACAAGGCAAGCAACUCUUGUAUAUCUAAUUUAUUUGGCUCCCUUUUUUUAUUAUUUUACCCCAAAGUUAACACCAUUGUAAUUCAUUACAAACAUUUGAAUUAAUUUACUUACCUAAUCAUAAAUACAAUAUAUUUACCAAAACAAAAUAAAUAUAUUUAUUCGAUUUAGUUAAAGUUUCAAAUUAAUUUAACAAAUUGAAUUGACUUACUAAACAACACUGCAGGGUGUCCAUCGAAAUUGUUUUAAGUCUUCAACGAUUAAAAUAAUUGCAAACACCCAUGCAUUAGUUUUAAUUCGAUCAAUAAGAGUUUCUUUCUCAACAUAUUAACUCCACUACUGUUUUAACUCAUGCCCUCAAUCACAUUUCAGAUCACGUGAUAAACCAUCGCAGCAAAUGCUGUUUAAUUGUUGAACAAUUACCCUGUUUAUCUCCUGCUUCAAUUCCAACCUACGUUAUUUGCUUAACGCUAUUUUAACACAAACACGUGUAUCAGUCAUCAAUUUAAACACACAAGUCUAAACAAGCUUACAACACUAACAGCCCAGUUGCAUAUACCUAACAGGUAUUGCACUCCUGUCAUAAUCAUGGCCAAACUGUCAGAAAGCCCAAGCCAAUAUGAUAACUUUGACACAAUAAAACAGCUCUUAAGCAACCUGACAAAGGACAUCAUCCGGGCAAGAGCGGACUAGCAUAUGGGGAGACCGGUGAUAUCCCCGGUGGGCCGGCCUGCCACAGGACAAAGAAGCAAAUGAAAUAGGAAGGCGGAGAAAAAAAGAGGGUGCACACAGCUGCCCAGUCACUAGAGUAAGAAAAAAACAUUUCCGCGACUUGAAAGCAGACACACGAUGGGUUUCAUCGUGGUCUCUAAACCAAUCAGAGGUAGUAAAGAGCGGGGACCCACCGUCUGAUUGGCCGUGUGUGUGUCCCUGUGCGCGUGCGCAUUAAAUACGGGCGCUAGCGUACACAAAGCUAACUUUUCUGACGGCAAGCCAGCCGCUGCAGUUUGAUAAAAUUGAGCGGCAUAAAUGGAAUUAGUUCCAAAGCCUAAUGCCACUUCGACGAUGUAGGAACAUUCUGGAUUCAAGCCAGAUGGCCAUCCCACUAACCCCAACGAGCUGGUAUGUCAAAUUUGUACGAAGUCGCAACAAAGACAACACAAAACAAAAUCCAUUUUAAACACAACAUCCCACCCAAUUUCUUCAGGUGGGAGCAAAAAAACACGGUGGGACAGCUCGUUUCCCGUCAGCUUGUAAUUAUGAAACCCUUUGCCCAACAGUGCAAAUACAAAUGUGAAUAUGGUGCACGUAUGCUCACAUUAUGUACAGUAUAGCGUUACACUUGUAAAGAGAUGUAGCUAUUGAACCUGUUGACAAAGCAGCAUUUAAAGAAAAGCUGCAGACUUUUAAAAAGUCGUACAAAUCUUGAAGCAAAAGUGGUUGCUUUGAUCAACUUGUGUUAUUAAUGUUGCUACUUGGCACUUUUUCUUAAUCUUGAUUGGCAGUACAUUGCCUGUUAAGCUAUUAAUUACUGUUUAUAACACUGUGCCACUAUUUCAUUUUUGUAGAAGUGCAAUUUUGGGGAACAGAGGCUGAGUCUGUUUAUUUUUAUUUUUUAAUCUAAGAUGUUUUAUUGAUACAAUACAACGUCAAUGUUCAUUAUUAUUUGAAUUAGAAUUCAAAGUGAACUGUUCUUAAAAAAGAUAUAUUUAAAUUAUUAUACUCUAAUUAUAUCAGUGGCAUAAAAAAACAUUGAUACUAUCGUUUGUCGUGAUAGGUUUUGGGAAAAUAUAUUGUCCUAAAAAAUUUGCUAUCAUGACAGACCUAAACGCAUACUGAGAGAGAACUAGAGCAAUGGAUAACACAGAAAUAUUGUACAAACAGUAUAAAAAUUAGAGUAACACCGUAAUGAAAAACAAGAACCGUGAUAUAGCGUAGGAUUACUGUAUCUGUAUUCCGUGAUGAUAAAUUGCAGGACUCAUUGUUUCCAUGACAUGUGCAUCCUGGGACUCAGAUUAUCUCCAGGGUAAAAUGAUCUAUGGUCUUCACUCUGUUCCUUUUGUUAGUUACAUUUUUUUUUUAACACCAAUGUACGCUACAGUAUGAACUCGUUCAGUUACAACACUGAGAGUAAACCUACACACACCGGCCAAUACUUAUUUUUUUGCCUCACAACACCCACUGGAACAUAAACUGGGCGUUAUCAGAACCCUACAACACAGAGCUAAUAGAUCUUCCGAACAGCCCACAGGCCAAAGAGAAAAGAGCAUUGACACCUGAGGGGAGGCCCUCAAAACCUGUGGUCACCCCAGGAGGCCAUUUGUGAAAAGUACAUCUAAUUCCAGAUGGACCUCUUCUGACGUAGUAGAGGACAAGGUAGUAGCUUCUGUUUACCUUAUGGUCCUGUCCACCAUUGUGAGGAGUUUGGUUACACCAUGGUAGGAGGAAUGGGGGCACAGAUCCACAUUCUCGUGGUUGAAAUGCCUUUCUGGUACCACAAAUGGCACUAACAGAGAGACUAACAUGUUAACUUGGCACACGACGCAGUAACCCACCCAGGCCCAGACGUCCCUUUGUAAGCCAGUCCAGAUGAACUUGGCCCCCAGCUUUUGUAGAGGCUUUAACACCUGUGUGAGAGGCCAAGGACAAUGUAAAAAAUCUAGCACCUCCAGCUCACAGGCACCAUUGGGCAUGGUUGGCACAUAAAGGUGUCACACUAUAAUGUAGCAUUAGCAGUGUCAAACGCCACGUCUUGCACCUGCAGUUGGUGCUGAAAGUUGGAGUCUACAGCUUGUUCCACUGCCAUACCUGCAUCGUCUAGGCCCAAGUAAACGGAUCGAACCACCACUAAGGAGAUAGUCAUCAAUGCAGUUGUCCUUGCCAACUCCAUGUUGGUUGUCAAUAGUAUUUUCUGAUAUGGGAGAAAGCAGAUGCAACCAUCGACCGGACCAUACCGCAGAGACUUUAGCCAUGGCGAACGUCAAUGGCUUAUGGUCAACAAAAGCUGUGAAUCUCUGGCCCUCCAACAGGAACCAUAAGUGUCAACUAGCGAGGGAAAGACCAAAUAGCUCCCUGUCCAAGGUACUGUUAUUUAAUUUGUUGUUGUGGGGCUUCCAAAAAGCUCCCUGUCAAAGGUGCCUACUACUUUCUUUUGUUGUCUUGGAGCUUCUUGCCGGAAAAAUACAUUGUCCUAGCUUAAAAAGUUGACCCUGCUACGUUUUUUUCGUUAGUUUUUUGGGCGUGCGGAGGGUGGGGGACAGGUGAGCGCCAAAUGAGCAGUAAUGGCUACAUUUGAUGCGCGGUCAUAAUUUGCGGUAUAGAGGUAGCUGUUAAAUUAUUUACAAUAGCAACACAAAUAGGAUUCGGCAUCCAGAAUCGAGACCCGAAUUAGAACCAGGACUAACAUUCCACUUCUCCCGCGAUCGUUCAAAUUUUUAAAAAAUUGGUUCUCAGUUGGUGGCACGGUGGACGACUGGUUAGAGCGUCUGCCUCACAGUUCUGAGGAGUGGGGUUCAAUCCCCGGCCCCCCCUGUGUAGAGUUUGCAUGUUCUCCCCGUGCCUGUGUGGGUUUUCUCCGGGCACUCCGGUUUCCUCCCACAUCCCAAAAACAUGCAUGGUAGGUUAAUUGACGACUCUAAAUUGCCCGUAGGUGUGAAUGUGAGUGCAAAUGUUUUUUUUUUUUUUUAUGUGCCCUGCGAUUGGCUGGCAACCAGUUCAGGUUGACAGCUGGGAUAGGCUCCAGUACGCCCGCGACCCUAGUGAGGAGAAGCGGCUCAGAAAAUGGAUGGAUAUAUAUAAACAUUUCAAUACUAAAACAGUUUUGGAACAAAUCCUGAUCAGGAUCUAAUUUCUGGGUAACGCAUGUGGGCCAUACAACUUUUUUUGUUCUUGCUCUGGGCAAGAACAAAAAAAUAUAGCCUGAGGGAUCGAAGGUCACGAGCAUUCAAUGUUGGUUUUCGGCCUUGCCGCUUACAUGCAGUGAUUUCUCCAGAUUCUCUGAACCUUUUGAUAAUAUUAUGGACUGUAGAUGAUGAAAUCCCUAAAUUCCUUCCAAAUUGUACGUUGAGGAACAUUGUCCUUAAACUGUUUGACUUUUUUCUCACACACUUGUUCACAAAGAGGUGAACCUUGCCCCAUCUUUGCUUGUGAAUGACUGAGCAAUUCAGGGAAGCUCCUUUUAUACCCAAUCAUGGCACCCACGUGUUCCCAAUUAGCCUGUUCACCUGUGGGAUGUUCCAAACAGGUGUUUGAUGAGGAUUCCUCAACUUUCUCAGUCUUUUUUGCCACCUGUCUGAGCUUUUUUGGACCGUGUUGCAGCCAUAAAAUUCAAAGUUAAUGAUUAUUUGCUCAAUACUUUAUACUUUAAUAUAUCUGGUAAAUAUAUUCAGUGACCAUACUUCAUUGAAGUUUCAUUUAAGUGACAUUUAUUUUGAACAGCAUCAUUGCAUUGCACACAUUAGCAUGAUAAAUGCCUAAACCCGUAAACAGCAUAUUUGAAGAAUAUGAUAUUGCAACAUUAACAAAAGGUUUAACAUUUUCAUUUGUAAACAUGAAAAUUCAAGUGGUGCAAGUAAGCUCAAUUCUGCAUGUAUUCAUUGCAAAAACUAAAUCUUGCCAAGAAUAUUUCUCGGUCCGUGGAGUUUUUUUUUGUGUGUGUUACAAGCAAAAACCCCAAAAAUUAAAUAAACACCACAGGUUUUCUAUCUUAAGUAUAAACUUGCCUGAAACAAGUGAAAUGAAUCAUGAAAACAGCUUUUUAGAUAGUAAUGAAUCUUAUUUUAAAUGUAAUGAGAACUGUCAAGGAAUGAGAGACUAUACAACAAAUAUUCCCCCCCAGAAAUAAUAUCUGAUUUCAUUUAAAAUAUCACCUAAAAGUUACUGGAUACAUUUCACUUGUUUCAAGCAAAUUUUCACUUGUGACUAACAGUAUUCUGAACAUUAAUAGGUCAAUAUGGUAAAUGCUGCAUACUGUAUGCUGUAGACUGGAACAAAUAUUGAUACAUCAGGUUCAAAUAUUUGUUUAAAUAAACCGAUUAAAAACAAUCA
Messenger RNA from Phyllopteryx taeniolatus (common seadragon), 18567 nucleotides. It is a transcript of the gene itpr3, whose product is annotated as inositol 1,4,5-trisphosphate receptor, type 3. Gene Ontology annotation, cellular component: membrane; endoplasmic reticulum. The transcript is spliced from 58 exons. The coding region runs from base 215 to 8365 and encodes 2716 amino acids. Gene Ontology annotation, molecular function: inositol 1,4,5-trisphosphate-gated calcium channel activity; inositol 1,4,5 trisphosphate binding. The record is from RefSeq and is a predicted model, not a curated record. NCBI's taxonomy places the organism in Eukaryota, Metazoa, Chordata, Actinopteri, Syngnathiformes, Syngnathidae. Gene Ontology annotation, biological process: calcium ion transmembrane transport.